Cydia amplana is the source of this 2003-nucleotide messenger RNA. It is a transcript of the gene qtc, whose product is annotated as protein quick-to-court. The coding region runs from base 263 to 1939 and encodes 558 amino acids. The record is from RefSeq and is a predicted model, not a curated record. The transcript is spliced from 6 exons. Lineage: Eukaryota; Metazoa; Arthropoda; Insecta; Lepidoptera; Tortricidae.
CACGACGACUUGCCGCAACAUUCUUAGUGUAAAAGUUAACGUGGAUGGUUUACUCUAUGCAAUUUGCGAUGUUUAAGUUGAUACCAAUAAAGUUUACAAACGAAAAGUGUACGAACGAAAACGAUUUUACUUUUUUUACCGAACUACGACUGGCACCAUCAAGCAAAAUGUGUUAGUGAUUAUGAAUGUUUCUACCACAGCGAUGGAUGGAAAUUUCGUGCAAUAUAUUAUUACACAUCCCAUAUGUGAAUAAUUGAAGAAAAUGAGCAGACAUUUCAGUAGAAGAAUACCAGAAUUUCACGAUGAGCAUUGCUGCGCGGGAAAUCUCUCAGGCAAUUUCCGCCGCACCUCGUCACUGCGCGUGCGCGGUGAAAAAAUGGUGCAACGCUCGCCUCUUUCUACCAGGAAAUUAAUUUCAAUUCCUAUAAUCACGGAACACCAGAAAAAUCGCAUCGAUGGGGCCCGAAUCAUCGAGCCUAAUCAUCGCCCUCGGAGCCAAUCAUUCAGCUCUAAUGUUCAAAAGCCAGCCAAAUCCUGCCUGAAGAUACAAGAGCACUGCAUGGACAACGGAAAACUGAGCAUCUCGGACUCUGCUCACACGCCCCCAGGGUCCCCUGAAGAGCUACCUGACGAUGAGUCUCUCCACAGCUAUGGCAGUGCUGCCACAGCUGCCUCCAUGGAUGCCGGGUAUGCCCCGUUCAACGGCACUACAUUCAGUGGGCGCUCCAUGCGAUAUGUCCUCCACUGCUCAUCACACGCAGGCCUCGCAGGAGAGGAGUACCUCACUCCUACUCAACGUGCCCAAAAACAAAUCCGGAGACUAAAGAACCUUCUCAGCCAAGCGAAAAAAGACUUAGACAAGAAAGAUAGUGAAAUUUUCCACCUCACCAAAGAGGUUGUGGAGUUACGCCUCUAUAAAGCAUCAGUCUGUUCUCCUGAUGAAAAGUCUAAUUCCAGUGAGAUUGUAACAAUAAGAGAGAAUGAUGAAGGUUCAAUCGAACAGGAAAGCCCAAAGACUGAAGAUGCAGCAAGGUCCUUUGAUGUUACUGACAGCCCGCUCUUCAAGGUCCAGACUCCAACCAGAGGUCGUAAUAGUGACAUGCAAGGCUCCUUCACUGACUCUGGACAUUUUGAUGAUCUCACUAACUCCUCACUGCAUUCCAAAGAAUCUGUUCACAUGUUGACUCAUGAUGCUUCCUGCAUGGUAGAACUAGAUGGUGAUGAAGAUCGCCGAAGUCUGAUCUCAUAUUAUGAGAAGAAAGUAGAAGAUGUUAUGAGAGCACAUGUGGGUGAAACUCAGGAGUUGAAAAAAGCUCAUAAUGACAAAGUAGAGGCUUUGCUUCAGAAGCUGGCAGAUGUGAAUACACGGUAUUGUGAAUUGCUACCAAACUAUGAACAGGCAAAAGAAAGGAUUCAUGUUUUAGAAAAGCAGUUAGAGGAAGCAAGCAAGCAGCUACAAGAAGAGGACAGCAGGCACCGGGCCGUGUAUCUGCAAAUGUACAACAAGGGAGUUGAGGCUGCCAAGUUUGACUUAGACAGGGAUGGUGAUGCUGGUGGGUCACAGAGCCCAAUGAGCAGGGUGUCGGUGGAGGAGUUGCUGGAACAGCUGCAGAUCACGCAGACCGAGCUUGAAAACGUCCGAGACACGGCAUUCACUGAAGACAGAACGGCCAAAUCCCAAGUACUGCUAAGUGCAAAGGAGGCUGUUUCUUUAUGGGUCCUAGGAGCUCGAAAGGCCAUGUAUCGUCGCAUCGUUGGGUCGCAGAAAGGCAACAAGACCAAUGUAGACCCUGAAGUGACCUUGCAGUUCCUUAAGUCAGCAAUCUACUACUUCCUCACUGACCCCGAGAACCACCAGGGCCACCUCAACGCGAUAGAGAAUAUUCUCGGCUUCACAGAGGCCGAGAAGAAGAACAUUCGCAAGGCUAGAGCUACUUAAAGACUGCUGUGAACGUGUGAUACGCCCUUACUGUAGAUUAGGGGUUAUUUCUAAUAGUUACACC